Molecule: messenger RNA, 1098 nt
Organism: Caenorhabditis remanei
Lineage: Eukaryota; Metazoa; Nematoda; Chromadorea; Rhabditida; Rhabditidae
Exons: 4
Coding region: 1-1098 (365 amino acids)
Biological process (GO): fructose 1,6-bisphosphate metabolic process; glycolytic process
Cellular component (GO): cytosol
Molecular function (GO): fructose-bisphosphate aldolase activity
Source: RefSeq, a predicted model, not a curated record
AUGGCUUCCUACUCGCAAUACUUGACCAAGGCUCAGGAGGAUGAGCUUCGCUCUAUCGCCAAUGCCAUUGUCUCUCCAGGAAAGGGAAUCCUCGCCGCUGACGAGUCAACCGGAUCUAUGGAAAAGCGUCUCACCAGCAUCGGACUUGAGAAUAACGAGGAAAACCGUCGCAAGUACCGUCAACUUCUCUUCACCGCCGGAGCUGAUCUUAACAAGUACAUCUCUGGUGUGAUUAUGUUUCACGAGACCUUCUACCAAAAGACCGACGACGGAAAGCCAUUCACUGCUCUGCUCCAGGAGCAAGGAAUCAUUCCAGGAAUCAAGGUUGAUAAGGGUGUUAUCCCAUUGGCUGGAACUAUUGGAGAGGGUACCACCCAAGGAUUGGAUGACUUGAACGCUCGUUGUGCCCAAUACAAAAAGGAUGGCGCACAGUUCGCCAAGUGGAGAUGUGUUCACAAGAUCUCAUCCACCACUCCAUCGGUCACUGCUCUGAAGGAGGUCGCUCAGGUGUUGGCUCGCUAUGCAUCGAUCUGCCAACAAAACGGGUUGGUCCCAAUUGUUGAGCCGGAGAUCCUUCCUGACGGAGAACACGAUUUGGCUCGUGGACAAAAGAUCACCGAGACCGUUCUUUCGUACGUCUACCAUGCUCUCAACGAGCACCACGUUUUCCUUGAGGGGACUCUUCUCAAGCCAAACAUGGUCACAUCUGGACAGUCAUUCACCGGUGAGAAACCAUCAAAUGCUGAUAUCGGAUUGGCCACUGUCACUGCUCUUCAACGUGGAGUUCCAUCUGCAGUGCCAGGAGUUGUCUUCUUGUCAGGAGGACAAUCCGAGGAAGAUGCUACAAAAAAUUUGAAUGCUAUCAACCAGGUCUCCGGAAAGAAGCCAUGGGCUCUAACCUUCUCAUACGGUCGUGCUCUUCAAGCAUCAUGCCUUGCCAAAUGGGCUGGAAAGGACGAGAACAUCGCUGCCGCCCAAGAAGUGCUUCUUCAUCGUGCUCAAGUCAACUCUCUUGCUUCAGUAGGAAAAUACACUGGAGACGCUUCAGCUGACGCCGCAGCAUCUCAAUCCCUCUUCGUCGCCAACCAUGCUUAUUAA